GUUAGUUCAUCGCCCAGGCGGCCGGACGCUUGCCACAGAGCCUUGACGUAAAGAUCCCGGAAUGCAACGCGGCGCCGAAUUCUACCGCCCAUUCCUGCUGUGGUGAGGGGAAAAGAGGUGGAGCUUGCCAGACGCCUGUCGCAGUGCACGGGAACACGAUCGCUUUUAUUUCCCCUAUGCUUUGAAGGUUCUUUCCUAAUCCGUCAUGGGGGAGAAAGCUCGACCGCAGUGUUACUUUGACGUGGAGAUUAAUCGGGAGCCAAUUGGCCGCAUUGUCUUUCAGCUGUUCUCAGAUGUGUGUCCUAAGACAUGCAUGAAUUUCCUGUGUUUGUGUACAGGUGAAAAGGGAAUUGGAAAAGUCACUGGAAAAAAAUUAUGCUACAAGGGUUCCACCUUCCAUCGAGUGGUUAAAAACUUUAUGAUUCAGGGAGGGGACUUCAGCGAAGGAAAUGGGAAAGGUGGGGAGUCCAUAUAUGGCAGCUACUUCAGAGACGAAAACUUCAUUCUGAAACACGACCGAGCAUUCCUGUUAUCUAUGGCUAACCGGGGGGAAAACACAAAUGGAUCCCAGUUCUUUAUAACCACAAAAGCAGCUCCACAUCUGGAUGGUGUCCAUGUCGUGUUCGGACUGGUGAUUUCAGGGUUUGAAGUGAUUGAGCAGAUUGAAAGCUUGAAGACUGAUGCAGCCAGCCGACCCUACGCAGAUGUUCGAGUCAUUGACUGUGGGCUGCUUUUAAGCAAGUCAUCAAGGGAAGAAAAAAUUAAGCAAACUGCAUCUCAAACAGAGGAGUCUGAUUCCAGUUUCAAAUCCUCUACUCCUUCCUCGUCACCUUCAGAGUCUUCAUCUUCGGAGAGUGGAGCUGAAAUAGAGAGGCACCGAAGGAAGAAAAGGAAACGGAAAACCAAAGUUAAGCACUCAAAACGGAGACGGAAAGAGUCCAGCAGGAAAGAGGAGGCCAGGGAUAAAAGCCUCUCAAGAGAGGAGCACAGUCCUCAGUCAGUAAACCAUCAUCUGACAGAAGAUAAAGAUCUGACUGCGAAGAGGGAGAAACCUGUUGUCCGCCCUGAGGAAAUCCCACCUGUACCUGAGAAUAGGUUUCUCCUCCGCAGAGAUGUACCCGCAGCGAAGCCAGAGCCUGAACAGAAACCUGCUGCUGCGGAACCUGAGAGAAAUGAUCAGCAAAAUGCACCACUCUCCAAAUCUGGCAGGAGAAUUCGGGGCCGCGGUACAAUACGUUACCAUACACCCCCUCGAUCCAAGUCUCGUUCCGAAUCCGAAGCAGAAGGAGAGAGCAGUGAAACACCUCCUCACUGGAAGGAGGAAAUGCAGAGGUUAAGAGCCUACAAACCGACUUCAGGAGAAAAGUGGAGUAAAGGAGACAAGCUCAAUGACCCCCUUUCCAGUCGAUGUGAUGAAGGAAGCGUGUCACAAAGGUCUAGUUCCUGGUCACAUGAUGGCUAUCGUUCUGAUGGAAGUAGAGAAAGAAGUUCUCGCUCUAAAAAUCGUAAGAAGGAGAAGAAAAUGAAACAUAAAAAGAAAUCCAAAAAGCUAAAGCAUUCAAAAAAGCAUAAGCCAUCAAAAAAAGAUCAGUCCCUUGUGCCCAAAGAGGAAGCCUGCCUUUCUUCAAACAGGAAAUCAAAAUCUUCAAAGGAGAGGAUAAAAAGAUCUUUGUCUGGGUCAUCUCAAGACUCCUCUAAAAAACACUGGUCUAGAUCCGACAAAGACAAUUGUUCCUCCGUUCGUUCCAGUAGAGGUGCUUUCUCUGAUUCCAGAUCCAGAUCUUAUUCAAGAGAAAGUGUGAGAUAUAGAACAGGUUCGAAAUCCUCUUCCCGCUCUAGAAGUGACUCCAGAGGAAGGUCUCCAGUCAAAGCUAGGUCAAGACACAGGAACAAAUCUGGGUCCCUAUCAAAUUCAGUAACGCGGUCCAGUUCCAAGCAAUUGAAAACCGUGUCUCCAACCCACAAAAACAGAGAACCCCCUUUAGUAGAAAGUAAAGUAAUUCCCGUGGUAGAGCAAGGGAAACCAACCGUACACCAAACUGAGAAGACUGUGUUGCCAGCUGUAACUACGGAUAACAUACCUGAGAUUCCAUUAAGUGACAGUCCACCACCUUCCAGGUGGAAACCCGGACAGAAACCAUGGAAACCAUCUUAUGAACGAGUGCAAGAAAUUAAUCCCAAAGCAUCCAAUGUGUUGCCCUUGCAAAGUAGACAUACUGUACGGGACACUAGCAGCAGCACACGGAGAAAGCAUCGGGCUAACUCUGACCGUAGUGAUUACUCGAGCAGUUCAAGCUAUCGGCGAAAAUCCAGGAUGCGUUCUUCUCGGAGUCGGUCUAACAGCAAAUCUUAUUCCAGAUCAAGAAGCCGCAGUAACUCAAGUUCCGAAGCCCAUUCUCACAGUGACUCAUCAUAUGACCGGUCCUCAUCUUAUGAUUCCAAAGACAGGCAUCGUUCUAGGAGAUCUGGAUUAAGGAAACUAAAUCACUCCAGAGGUAAAAAGAGUCACUCAAAAAGUCCAACAAGAAGGUCCAAAGCAAUGAAUUCUUAUUCUGAUUCUGCAACUUCCUCUGACACAGAGAAAGAAGACUAUCAGAACAUUGUACUGGAAACCACCAAGGCUUUAGAAGACCUUAAAAAUCAUAUUGGUAUAAAGAGUACUCCGGAACAAAAUGAUAACAAAGAUGCAAGUGUAGAUAAAGAAAAGGCUGAAAACAGCAGUGAUUCCAUACAGGCAGUAUUACCGGAAAAAAGUGACGAAUUGAAAGAAAAAUCCAGCGAUGUCGGUCAACUUUCCAACGGUGAAAGAAACGAGAGUGCUGAUGGGCUUGUGUCUUCUGAGAAGGAGGAAGGGGAGGCCAGUUCUGAAUCAGACACAGAGGUUGUGUCAAAGUCUGCUUCUCCUUCUGGUUUGAAAAACAGCCCAUCUCCAAAUAUUCAGGAAAAGAUCUCAAAAUCUCAGUCGUCGGCGAGUCCGAGCCCUGACCGUAGUAAAAGCAAAUCAAAGAAACGGAAACGGCGUUCCAGCAAAAAAAGCUCCAAGAAAAGCCACAUGAAAAAGAAUAAGGAGAAGUCCAAGAAGAAAAAGGAAAAGAAACACAAAGCUCAGAAGAAGAAGAAGCCAGUGUUCUGCUGGCAGCCUCCUUUAGAGUUUGGAGAAGAGGAAGAGGAGGAAACGGUGAUAGAAAAACCUGACGGUAAAAAUAGUAGUGUCGUGGAAAAACACAAUCAUGUUGAAGACAAGUCUUUGGAAGACAUUAGUCAGUCCUCUGAAAACAGUGCAAACAGCAAAAAUUCACGGGUAAAGGAGGAAAUUUCCAAAGAACAGAUUAAAAGCCUGAAUCUAGUAGGAAGUCAAGAGAAUGGAGGGAAGACUGAAACAAAUGCAAAAAAACUUCAAAGUUUAACCGUAGGUUUGGUGCAGUCUCCCACAAGCCACAAAACUGGUAAUGACAGCCUCUCAUUAAUAAGUCACGUUAAGGAAGAAUCAAAUUCUCCUGCCAAAGGACAGAGCAUCAUUUCAAGUGUUAACAGCCAGAAUUCACCACUCUCAGUAUUGGUUGCUUCCAUCACAGGAAAGAAGUUGCAAGUCAAGGAAGAGAAGACUGCAGGUCCUGCCCUGGAACCAGGCGAUACAGCCCAUCUGGAAAAAGGCAACACUGAAGACUCGGAAGCUACUGCAGCAGCACUUGACAAUAAAUGGAAACCUGUUCAAGGACAGAGUAUCCUGCAGAUGAUAAAAACUCCCAGCAUACAACUGGUGGCUCCAAGAGAGCAGGAGAAGAAGUCUCAGGGCCUGCGCAUAGAGAUCAAAAGUAAAAAUAAAGUCAGGCCUGGGUCACUUUUUGACGAAGUGAGAAAAACUGCCCGACUUAACCAGCGCCCCAGAAAUCAAGAUAGCUCGAGUGAAGAUCAGAGUUCAAGCGAAGACGAGAAAAGCCGAUCGGCCAGCCAGACGAGAUCUCCAAGUAAAUCCAAGUCGGAGUCGAGUCACAGAUCGAGAUCUCGGUCGUACAGCAGGUCACUGAGCCGUUCUCAGUCGUACAGUUCUUCGUCUAGGUCUAGGAGUUACACAAGAAGUCGAAGCAGGGGGACACAUAGACGGUACAGGACACGGAGCCGCAGCAGAUCUCACAGAAGCUACACCCGAUCCUACAGCAGAAGCCCAUCCAGAAGCUCCUAUGAUCACCGCAGAAGGUCAAGAAGUCGGUCCCACACGUAUGACAGUUAUGACAGCAGAAGCCGGAGCAGAAGCAACUAUCACAGAUCCCGAAGUUACGACCGGCGCUCCAGGAGUCGGAGAUCGUACCACUCGUACAGUGACAGCGACAGAAGUUACAGUCGCCGCAGCAAAAGAAGCUAAAAUACGUUUUCCUUGUUCAAUUUCAUACUUCCCUUGCAGAACCCCCGGCUGUCUGCUUAUAUUCCUUUAUAUUCUCAGUGGCGCCAUCUCCUAUGAAUCCUUCUUCUCAUUACUGAGCUCUGCUCUGAGGGGCCGAGUGCUUGGGAGACCCUAUGAUCUGCGGGCAGUUCUGCUGUAUGAUAGGUCAGUUCAAUAAAUCGGGAAAGAUUGAGGUUUGGAACGGACAAGGAAAC
Molecule: messenger RNA, 4596 nt
Organism: Xenopus laevis (African clawed frog)
Lineage: Eukaryota; Metazoa; Chordata; Amphibia; Anura; Pipidae
Gene: nktr.S
Product: natural killer cell triggering receptor S homeolog
Exons: 17
Coding region: 206-4363 (1385 amino acids)
Biological process (GO): protein folding
Cellular component (GO): nucleoplasm; mitochondrion; cytoplasm
Molecular function (GO): peptidyl-prolyl cis-trans isomerase activity; cyclosporin A binding; isomerase activity
Source: RefSeq, a predicted model, not a curated record